CGUCCCGCCGAGCAAACAGUUGAGCAACAGCGGCCCUAUCUUAUCAUUUAUCGGCUGUCUAGGUUAGCUUUGUCCCGGCGGGGACACCGUGUUAUCGUGUUAAAUAGGCGCUGUAGCUCCAGGAGACACGUCGGCUGUUUUUGCGGUCACAUUUUGAAUGUGUGUAGUGAACCUCCUCCCCCCGCCCCCGGGCAAACGGUAACGUCAGGAGGCAGAGACAGACUGAGAAGAUCAGCCAGCAGAUAGUUUGUGUUCAGCUGGCUCUGUACUCCGAGCUAACUUUUGGGGAGUUAAAAAGGCGUAGCUAACCGCUAGCUUCACAGAAAACACCGCGACGGGAGACGUUAACGGACGUUACAGCGCUUUUUUUAGCAGCUCGUUGUGAAGCUUACAACGUCAGCCUUAUCAAUAUGGUGACUUUGUCAUCUGUAAUAAGACCUCUGGCUGCUCAGCUCCACCGGCAGCUCGUCAGACACGCCAGGAGUCACCGGAUAACACCCGUCAGGAGAUGCAACCUCACGGCAUGCUCAAGCAAAUAUGUGCUGUCGCAGGUGCAUCCCAUGUGGCAGGGACCCCUCGCGGUACCAGGAGGUGAUCGUCAGUCUCCAAUCGACAUCGUUGUGCGAAAGAGCGUCUUUGAUUCGGAGCUGAAGCCUCUGGUCACUGAUUAUGACCCGCAGACCUGCCAACAGAUCUGGAACAAUGGCUACUCCUUUCUGGUCGAGUAUGAUGACACCACAGACAAAUCAACGCUGAAAGGAGGCCCCCUGCAAGACAAAUUUCGGUUGUGCCAGUUCCACUUCCACUGGGGGGAGAGCAACGCCUGGGGAUCAGAGCACACCGUGGACAGGAGACUGUUUCCUGCAGAGCUCCACUUGGUCCACUGGAACUCUGACAAAUACAGUCUGUUCGAGGAGGCAGUGAUGGAGGACAAUGGUUUGGCUGUCAUUGGUGUCUUUCUUAAGGUGGGAAAGAGACACGAGGGGCUGCAAAAACUGGUCGACGCUCUGCCUGCUAUCAGACACAAGGGCAGUGUAGUGGAGUUCACCAGGUUCGACCCUGGCUGUCUGUUACCCACCAACACUGAUGACUACUGGACCUACCACGGCUCUCUGACAACACCACCUCUGACAGAGUCUGUCACCUGGAUCGUUAUGAAGCAGCAUAUAGAAGUCAGCCAUGACCAGCUGGCGGUCUUCCGGAGCCUUCUUUUCACCUCAGCCGAGGAGGAAGUGCAGAAGAGUAUGGUGAACAACUUCCGUGUGCAGCAGGCACUCUGCGGUCGCACGGUCCGCUCUUCAUUCACUCCUUUCCUGCAGGCGGAGCCAUCAGCCGAAGGCGAUAAGCAUUCCCACUGACGCUGCUGGACACAGUAACACGCCAUGACCACCAUUACACACAGUGACCGUCAGAAAACUACCUUUACUCUGUCAUCAACUGUCCAGACCCCCUCCCUUUUUUUAAACUCUGUCACAAUCAAAUGUUUCUCAUCACAUUUAAAACAGAAAUCAUAUUUUUAAGUAUGACAAAGUAUCCUCUGAGGAUCUUCAGUCAUACUUAUUUCUGUUUAUCUCUCAUGGAGUGAGCAUAUUGUAUUUAUUUUUCAUUACAAAGGGUGAACAGUUUUACACGGAGGGUGUAGGGAUACUUCUGUUUCUGUGAAGUUGAGGUUUUAAUUCUCUUUGUAUUUUUUUAGAUUGUGGUUUGAGUGUUGCAGACCAAUAACCAAUAAGGGAUAGUUGCUGUGGGGGAAAAACAGUUUUACUGAUUUUAUUAACAAGAUCGUAUUUAUUAUACCUUUUACAGUUCAUUCCGUUACUGUACAUGGGUUUGUACCUGCGGCUCGGUGUAGAGAACAGUUGAGCCGAGGUAAAAACUGAACAACACUGUGUGCUGGCCACAGUCGGUACUACAGCAGCUUGCUCCGACUUCCUAGCAGUGAUGUUUGUGUCCAUAAAAGGAGGUCGCAGCUGCUGCGAAAGCCCGAGAGAUUUUAACUGACUAGAGUGAGAAUAUAUCAUACAUCUAAUAUUAUCAAGGGCUUUCUUAAACCCUGUGUGGUGAUUUGAUGGAUUUAUCAUUGAUUUUGUCAUCUACAUAUUAAUAAGAUGAUUAGAUUGUAUGUUUUCUUUACCUGUUAAAAGGAGAUUAUACUGAAUACAGUACAUCUGACAUUCAGAAACAACGUGCAACAUCCCUCAUGUACAGUAGGGGUUUAAAGGAACUCUGCUGAGCCUUGGGUCUUCUACACAAAUAACUGUUAAAUAUGUUACCGAUAUGCACAAGUUACUGUAGCACAAACGUGUUUUAUGAAUAUUCUGAUUGAAAGAAGUCGCUCUCUUCCAUGAUUCUUACACUAGUUUCAAGAACCAUAACCACAGUGCCUUAAAUAUUCUCGGUGUGAAUCACUGCAGUGGGGCAGAGUUUCACCAAAACAAACGUGUCAUACAAAUCACAAACAUGUUUGAGCACGAUCGGUCUCUCCAUUCCACAACUCUUCCAAGCAGCUAUGGUUCAACUGCAGUGGUUGGUGGUUGCCCAGAGACACAGUCAAGUCUCGGCUGAUACUUAGUAUGAUCCUUUUUGAAUGGAGUAAAUGGAAUCAGUCAAGUCUAGCGUUUAAAACAUGUUACGGUGCUUCAGCUGAUGAGUUCAGGAACACAGUAGAGAAGUUGAGUAAACUUGUAAAUGAGAUCGAUUGAAUCAAGGAGGGAACUGUUGUUGUCAUUCGUCUGUCUGAUUUAGUUAGUUUUACAUUGUCUCACAUUGGUCUGGCUGAAGAUUAAUCGGAGACUAAUCAGAUUUUACUGUUUUUGGUUUCAGAAAGGGCUUAAAGAGUUACAAAUAUUGUACUUUAAUGCAGAAUAUCUAAACUACUUUUGGAUUACUUUUUUUGAAUUCAAAAUAAAGUCAAAACACACAAAGAAUCCCAUCAUGAGUAGCUGGUAGACUCAUGAUAUUACAGAGGAUACUAAGAUCAACAGUUGACACAGUGGGACAAACUUUUCCACAACAGCCUCGUGCAUCAAAAUGCCUGUCUAGCAGUGUCUAAAAAUAUGUUUAUAUUGGCUCCCACUUUAGACAGCUGAUGUCAUUUCCUGGCUAGCCUCAGUUGCAGUAGCAUCUGUAACUCAGUGCAGCUUCUCAUUCAGGAUUUCUUUUACGUGUCUGUCAGAGAAAAGCAACCUCCUGGGGUUUACUCUCCAUAUUUUAAAUCAAAAUGGCUUCCACCACAGCAGCUGCUAUUACAAAUCAAAAAACUUUUAAUUCAUCUUGAAAAAAAUCUCUCUUUAAAGUAAGUUUUCCAGUUUUCUAACUGUAAUGGCUGCUGUCUGAAAUCUACCGCAUUUACCCCUCUUCACUAAUGAGUGUGUUUACAUGGACAUGAUAACCUGUUUAUGAUUAGAUCAUGUAAACAACAUGUUACGUUUACGAGAAACCCAAAUAUGCUAGCUGGAGUUCUCUGAAAGGAACUGAGAUGUAUACGGGGAAUAUGAGUAACCUGAUUUCUCUGUGUUCAUAUAAACACCAUAUUCUGAAUGUGAUCGUACCCAGGAUAAGCCUCAUGAACUGGUUAUUCAUGAUCAUGUAAUCACACUCAUUGUCAGUCUGAGCUACAAGCCUAUGAAAUAGUGUUUGUUAAAGCCCACUUUAAACCAGAGAUAUCAAAUAAAUGGUGAUAUAAGAAAAAAUGUCCUGCAAGCUACAUGACAUACUGUAGAGAAAGGCUCUUGUUUCAGCGCUGAAUUUUUAGUUAUUAGCACAGUUAAAAAUAUCAGCGACUGCGGCUCUAUUUGAGCUACUCAAAGUAGACUUGAUGUACCUUAUCCAGAGCUUUAGACGCUCUACACUGAGGUAAAUCAAGCUCUCCUCUGUGCGUUUUUCACCUAAUCCAGUUACAUUGCACACCCUUGCUGAUCAGGUUUUUAAAUUAGGAGCAAGCUUAUGCAAUGUUGCAUCAUAUAAAGAAGUCUGGCAGUCCGCCUGCUCUGGCUCACAUCCGGAAGUUGUGGCGCGCUGGGUGAAUCUUACCAUGCAGCACCAUGAGAAAGAGAGGGAGAGGACUGUGGAUAAGACCGUGAAGAGAGAGAAGAGGGCAGAUGAAAAGUUAUAAGAAAGGGAAAUUAAAGUUCUGAUUAGCUCACACUACAUGAAAUGAUCCUUUUAGUUUGUCAGACAUGUCUGAUUUCACGUCUUUUACUUCAGGGCAGGAACCCGUAAUCGCACUACAAACCUGAAAACCACAUCAAAGGAAAGUGCAUUUGGCUACUUCUGAAAUUAUCCAUGUGUGAAAGUUUCCUCCAUUGAGGUGUAGUUGAGUUGAGGCAGGGGUGAGAGGUCACGGCUGUCUGUAUAAUCCCUGAGGAACAAUGCAACUGUCCAAACUGGCCCUCCACCCCUUUAGAAAUGGCACCCUGCUCCGUCUCCUCAGCAGGGCUUCCCAGUGGAGGUCCAGCGUCAUGCCGCACUGAAUAGACUAACUGGAUGUGUAUUGAAAAUAUCUGACGCUCUGCGAUGUGCUCUAAGUGAUGUUAACUCGUCGUGAAGGCUGCGUGUUUGCUAGAUAAACGCUGACGGAGAUUAGCUGGUGUGGAAGUUGAUGUGGCUCAGUAACACUUAGGAAUGUUGCGUGGUUACUUUUUUUUUCUUUACAGAUGAUGCAAUACAGAAUGUAUGUUACUAACAUGGAGACAAGGGACCCAGUACUGCCUUCAUCUUGUACAGGUGUAUUUUAUUGAUGUAUUUGAGUUGUGCACCAUGAUCUGCCUUCAUGUUUCAUGGCAUUUUAUUCAUGUUUAUUUACUUUAUAUGCCUUUUUUUAAACCAUUGAAUGCAAUGAAUAUCAGUAUAUUCCAGUGCAAAUGUUAAAUCUAUGGAAAAUGUUUCUCUAUGUGGCCUUUGCUGUCGACGCUGAAGUCAGUGAUAUUGCAUCAGAAAUGCAUUUAAGAUGACUUUGUCACAUGACUCAAUUUUAUCUUCUGAAGUUUUUCAUUUCACUUUUCAUACUUUUUUUUUGGCAUCUUCAUCUGACUUGUAUCACUGUCUUGCCUUUCUGAACAUAAAACUAUCAUGGAAUGCUGUCAUGCUGCAUUUUCCUCAUGAUCUUCCACACCCUCGGUUCAUUUGUUCUUGCCUUCUGUUGUCCAGCGUGAUGUUUUAGCAGGUGUAUGCUGUACAUAGUAUGCAGUACAUACUUUAGCUGUUUAUUUGUGCAGUGGACUGCCAACAUUCCUGCCCUGCAGGGCUUCACUACGCCCCUCCACCUGGAUGGCUCCAUAUUGGCCCCCAUCCAGCUGUGCAACCAGGAUGUGUUUUGCUCCCAGAGGCCCCUGCUCCUCAGGGGGGAAAUGUUGAAAACCACCUAAAGCUGUCACAUGAUAUAGAUGUAAAGAUGAUUUUAAAGAAACUGAUAUAUUAUUACAUCAUGUAUAGCAAUAAAGUGAUGUGUGAUGUAAGAAGGA
This is a messenger RNA of Epinephelus fuscoguttatus (brown-marbled grouper), 5462 nucleotides long. It is a transcript of the gene ca5a, whose product is annotated as carbonic anhydrase Va. Gene Ontology annotation, cellular component: mitochondrion; cytoplasm. The record is from RefSeq and is a predicted model, not a curated record. NCBI's taxonomy places the organism in Eukaryota, Metazoa, Chordata, Actinopteri, Perciformes, Serranidae. The coding region runs from base 411 to 1358 and encodes 315 amino acids. Gene Ontology annotation, molecular function: carbonate dehydratase activity; zinc ion binding. The transcript has 7 exons.